UCUCGAUCCUUCACCCGUCUUCUCUUCGUCUCUCCUGGGUAUAAGGGGGUAUAUGCCGGCAAAACCCCCCUCUUCUUUGAGAGAUUCUUCGCCUUCUUCAACUUGCUACAUUUUCCCUCCAGAUCCGAGACCAAGAAUACAGACAUUCGCUGCCAUUCCCCUCUAGCUUUUAAAACUUUUCUCAUUUUCCCAGACAUCCCUUUUUUCCCACACGUACUUCCCUUCAUCAAAGCCAUACAAAGCCUAUAG
This is a messenger RNA of Neurospora hispaniola, 249 nucleotides long. RefSeq lists its product as uncharacterized. The transcript has a single exon. The record is from RefSeq and is a predicted model, not a curated record. The annotation marks the transcript as partial. Lineage: Eukaryota; Fungi; Ascomycota; Sordariomycetes; Sordariales; Sordariaceae.